Messenger RNA from Triticum dicoccoides, 591 nucleotides. Its product is annotated as RHOMBOID-like protein 12, mitochondrial. The transcript has 8 exons. Gene Ontology annotation, cellular component: membrane. The record is from RefSeq and is a predicted model, not a curated record. The coding region runs from base 1 to 591 and encodes 196 amino acids. NCBI's taxonomy places the organism in Eukaryota, Viridiplantae, Streptophyta, Magnoliopsida, Poales, Poaceae. Gene Ontology annotation, molecular function: serine-type endopeptidase activity.
AUGGUGGGCGCGCUCAUCGGCGCCAACCUGUCCGUCUUCAUGCUCUGGCGCGUGCUCGCCAAUGUGGAUCCCAUGUUCAUGAGGAAACAUUUCAUGAUCUCGCUGGACAAUUUCACGAGUGGGCGUUUGCACACGAUGCUCACAAGUGCUUUCAGCCACAUGAACCUUAAGCACCUCUUCAACAACAUGGUCGGCCUCUACUUCUUCGGCUCAAGCAUUGCCCGCACGUUUGGCCCUGGUUUUCUUUUCCAACUGUACGUUACUGGAGCACUUACUGGGUCGGUAUUCUACCUGGCAGAAAAGAUUUUUCUAGCUCCACGAAAAGAGGUUUUUGGAGGAUGGAAAACUCCCUGUCUUGGUGCAAGUGCUGCAGUUAAUGCAAUUAUUCUUCUUGAGAUAUUUUUGCAUCCGACGAAGCUACUAUACUUACACCUUUUCAUUCCCGUUCCAGCUGCAUUAGUGGGAGUUGGUUUGAUUGGUGCUGAUUUGUGGAGGGUCAAGAAGGGCGGGAGUCGCGUGUCAGGCUCUUCUCAUCUAGGGGGUGCCCUAGUGGCGGCGGUUGCCUUUGCGGAAAUCAAGGGCUGGAUCUGA